UUCAUGCUUCAAAAAAAAUAAAUCAACUUAUUCAUUCUUUCUCUCUCUCUUCUACUUGACACUCUCUGAUUGAAACACCCUCAAAUUCUAAACCCUAGCUAAAUAAGCUAAUUAAGUCGGUGUAAUCUCCAUCCUUAACACUUUUCCGCUCGUUAUUCUUCUUUUAUCAGGCAAGUUUGAAUUGGAUACAAGUUCAUUUGGAGUUUGUUUUUUUUCUUCUUUCUAUAAUGGCCAAAGCUGAAUUAGCAUUUACAAAUAAUGCUGCACACAAGCUACAACUUGCACUUCUUGAGGGUAUACAAGAUGAAAACAAGCUGUUUGCAGCUGGGUCUUUGAUUUGUAAAAGGGAUUAUGAAGAUGUGGUGACUGAAAGGUCGAUUUCUAAUCUAUGUGGUUAUCCUCUUUGUAUUAAUUCCUUGCCAUUACAGCGGCCUAGGAAAGGACGGUAUCGUAUUUCUUUGAAAGACCAUAAGGUUUAUGACCUUCAAGAGACUUACAUGUAUUGUUCUUCUCAGUGUGUUGUUAAUAGUUUAGCUUUUGGGGGUAGUUUGCAAGAUGAUAGAUGCCCAGUGGUCAAUUCGUCAAAGGUUGAUGAGGUUCUCAAGUUAUUUGAGGAGGGUUUGAGUUUGGAAGAAGAGGGUUUGGGGAAGAAGAAGAAGGGUGAUUUGGGAUUAUCCGAGUUAAGGAUUCAGGAAAAAAUGGAUGCCAAGGUUGGGGAAGGGGAUUGGAUCACUGGUCCAUCAAAUGCAAUUGAAGGGUAUGUUCCUAAACAGUCUUCUGCUAUUAAACGGAGUUCGAAAACAAUGUCAGGGGAAUCAAAAGUAAAAUUGAACAAUUCAGACCUGAAAAGUCAGGUUGAAAUUCCUGAAGUAUCUUACUCUGCAUCCAAAUGUGGUUCAGAUAUAAAUGUUACUGAUUUAGAAGAAGAGCUGUGUGCUGGAAUAGAUGUCCUGUUACAGGAAACCACAUUGAAAUCCUCCUUGAAGUCUUCAGGUUCAAACAAAUUGACCCACAGUGUUACAUGGGCUGAUGAAAAAGAAACUGAUAAUGGUAAUGAGAGCCAUGGAAAUCUUUGUCAUGUUCAAGAGAUGGGUGACUCACAAGGUAGUGCUGAAAGCUCAGGUAGUCAGAUUGGGGAGGAUAUGGACAGUUCUGUACGUUUAGCAUCAGCGGAGGCAUGUGCAAAGGCUUUGAAACAAGCAGCUGAAGUUGUGGCUUGUGGUGAAUCUGAUGCCAGUCAUGCUGUAUCUGAAGCUGGGAUCAUUAUCUUGCCACAACACAUGAAUGGAGGAAACACCGAGAUGGUUGAGAAUGCCCUCGAACCAGAAACAGUGCCUCUAAAAUGGCCCACAAAGCCUGGUGUUUUCAAUUUUGAGGUGUUUGAUUCUGAAAAUUCAUGGUUUGAACCGCCACCUGAGGGCUUUAGCUUAAGUUUACCGCCAUUUGCCACGAUGUACAUGGCAGUUUUUGGAUGGGUAACAUCAUCUUCUCUGGCUUAUGUAUAUGGGCGCGAAGAAGAUUCUCAAGAAGAGUUUUUAUCUGUUAAUGGGAGAUCGUAUCCUUACAAAAUUGUCUUGAGUGAUGGGCGCUCUUCUGAAAUUAAGCAGACUCUGUCUGGUUGUCUUGCCCGAGCAUUGCCAGGACUUGUUAUGGAUUUAAGGCUGCCGACUCCAGUAUCUUUCCUGGAGCAAGGAAUGUCCCGCUUGAUAGAGACUAUGUCGUUCGUCGAUGCGCUUCCAUCGUUCAGAAUGAAACAGUGGCAUGUGAUUGUUCUUUUAUUUAUGGAUGCUCUCUCGGUGUGUCAAAUUCCAGGACUCUCAUCACACAUGACAGGCACGAGGAUGUUAACACACAAGGUUCUGGAUGGUGCCCAGAUAAGCAGCGAAGAGUACGAGCUUUUGAAGGAUCAUAUUAUUCCACUUGGCAGGCUACCCCAAUUCUCUACACAGAGUGGAGGUUGAUACAAUUAAAUUGAGUUUUUUUUAGCACUUAUGAGUUUUUUAAGGAUACGAUUCAGACAUUCCAAAGAAUCUUUUGAUAGAAAUUUUAAGAUUCAGAAAUGUAUUUGUCAAUGUUGCAUCAUGUGAGGUUUACUUGCCAGAAAUGCAUCCAAAGUUGCAUAGAAUUCUCUUCUUGGAUGAUGAUAUUGUUGUUCAGAGGGAUUUAACUGGGCAGUGGGAUAUGGAUAUGGAUGGUAAAGUGAAUGAUGCAGUAGAGACAUGUUUUGGGUUGUUUCAUCGUUAUGCAGUGUAAGAAUUUCUCUCAUCCUUGGAUUAAGGAGCCUUUUAGUCCAAAGGCUUGUGCAUGGGCUUAUGGGAUGAAUUUCUUUGACCUUGAUGCUUGGAGGAAGGAGAAGUGUACUGAACAGUACCAUUGCUGGGAGACUCUGAGUGAAAAUUGAACCUUGUGAAAAUUGGGAACUUUACCUCCUGGCUUGAUCACAUGUUACUCCACAACAAAGCCGUUGGACAAAUCUUGGCAUGUUCUUGGGCUUGGUCAUAAUCCAAGCAUAAGCAUGGACGAGAUUCGAAAUGCUUCUGUUGUUGACUUCAACGGAAACAUGAAACCAUGGCUAGAUAUUGCAAUCCCCCAGUUCCGGCCACUUUGGACAAAGUAUGUCGACUGCGAAAUGGAAUUCGUCCAACAAUGCAAUUUUGGUGUAUAGAGUUGGGGUAAUUGUUUAUAAGUUGAAGCCUCUAUUUUGACAACCAGAAAGAGCCUUUCCCUUGUUUGUUUUUUAAGCACGGCAUACUGCUUUUAUGUAAGAACUUUAGGUAAUUCUCUUCAAAAUUUGAUGAAUAUCAGCAGCAGAUCAAAUUUUAACAAAUCUCAUUUUUUUCUUUUGAA
Molecule: messenger RNA, 2847 nt
Organism: Papaver somniferum (opium poppy)
Lineage: Eukaryota; Viridiplantae; Streptophyta; Magnoliopsida; Ranunculales; Papaveraceae
Product: putative RNA polymerase II subunit B1 CTD phosphatase RPAP2 homolog
Exons: 3
Coding region: 228-1961 (577 amino acids)
Cellular component (GO): nucleus; cytoplasm
Molecular function (GO): RNA polymerase II CTD heptapeptide repeat phosphatase activity; RNA polymerase core enzyme binding
Source: RefSeq, a predicted model, not a curated record